ACAGGAUGAGUUCUAUAGGUUCCGGGUAUGAUUUAUCUGCUGGACAGUUCUCCCCUGAUGGCAGAGUCUUCCAAGUAGAAUAUGCCAUUAAAGCUGUUGAAAACAGUGGAUCAGUCAUUGCUCUUCGUGGAAAAGACGGAGUAGUUUUUGGUGUCGAAAAAAUUAUAACAUCUAAACUAUACGAGGAAGGAUCAAACAGACGCGUUCACAGUAUAGACGGCCACAUUGGAGCAGCAGUUGCAGGUCUGCUCUCAGACGCCCGUGCUGUGGUGAACCGUGCCCGCGAUGAGGCUGCUAACUACAGAGAUACUUACCAGGUCCCUAUACCUCUCAAGGCUCUGACAGAACGUCUGGGAAAAUACAUGCACUACUUCACAGUUUACGGUAGUCUCAGACCUUUUGGAGUCAGUAUACUCCUUGGAACCUGGGAUGAGACUAACGGGCCAAAGCUCAUGGAGAUCGAUCCCUCUGGCACAGCUCGCGGCUUCUACGGUUGUGCUGUUGGCAAAGGAAAACAAAACGCCAAGACAGAAAUCGAAAAACUAGACCUUUCGAACAUGACCUGCAAAGAACUUGUCAAAGAAGUAGCAAAAGUUAUCUACAGUGUGCACGACGAAGUAAAAGACAAACAUUUUGAGCUAGAACUGAGCUGGAUUGGAAAAGAAACCAGAGGUACCCACCAGCUUGUCCCUCAGGACAUCUAUAACGAGGCUAAGACAUAUGCAGAGGAGGCACUCAACGAUUCAGACGAUGAUGAUACGGACAUGUAAUCUUUAAACAUGUUGACAUAAUACCUUUUUAUUUGAGAAAUUAUGUUGUAAGUUUAUAGAUAGGCCCCGUUUUUAUUUCUCGUAGUAUAUCAUGUGAUAAAUGGCGCUGGUUGCUAAAUUUAGAAACCUUCAGUCUUAGAAAAUGUGGCCUCAUUGUCUUACAAUAGUGUGCAAUUCAUUACUUGUUACUACAUCCCAGAUUAUGUUGGAUUAUCAAAAUUCUUUGGUGCUGUUGUACUCUUAUUAUUCCACUUUUCAUCCUGUUACAAGAGUACAAAAGUGUGAAAUUGACGGAUUUCUUAAUCAUGGGCGUGACUUACCUUUCUGUAAUGAGACACCACUUGUCAAAUGUCAUGAUAAAAUAUCGGGUUAAAUUACUGUCUUUGUCUCUAUUUCAGCUUCAUACGUUCGCAUUGUUUAUCGUGCUGCUUAAAGUUAGCUUACAAUGUUUUUUGGAUUAUUAUUGUACAUUAUUCGUACAAAUUUGCGAUUUGCAACA
Messenger RNA from Bolinopsis microptera, 1269 nucleotides. RefSeq names its product proteasome subunit alpha type-3-like. Gene Ontology annotation, biological process: proteasomal protein catabolic process; ubiquitin-dependent protein catabolic process. Gene Ontology annotation, cellular component: proteasome core complex; proteasome core complex, alpha-subunit complex; nucleus. The record is from RefSeq and is a predicted model, not a curated record. Bases 6 to 770 code for a protein of 254 amino acids. The transcript has 2 exons. Lineage: Eukaryota; Metazoa; Ctenophora; Tentaculata; Lobata; Bolinopsidae.